This is a messenger RNA of Scaptodrosophila lebanonensis, 3871 nucleotides long. RefSeq names its product apoptosis-resistant E3 ubiquitin protein ligase 1. Gene Ontology annotation, biological process: proteasome-mediated ubiquitin-dependent protein catabolic process; negative regulation of apoptotic process; protein polyubiquitination. The record is from RefSeq and is a predicted model, not a curated record. Lineage: Eukaryota; Metazoa; Arthropoda; Insecta; Diptera; Drosophilidae. The transcript has 8 exons. Gene Ontology annotation, molecular function: ubiquitin-protein transferase activity. The coding region runs from base 267 to 3152 and encodes 961 amino acids.
GUGAACAGCAGCAAAAUGCCAUGAGUAGGUUAAUGCGAAAUGGCCAUUAAAUUAUUAUAACCCCAGUUUGUUAUCGUACUUGUCGUCGAUGAUGGUCGCUGCCGCAGCGAAAAGUGCGCGCAUUAAACAUUUAUCAGAAGCGUUUCAAAAGUGACGACAACGACGCAAAGGGCACCAAAACAAAAUUCGUUGCUUCCGUUACCUUUGUUCUAUGCGUCAAUCACACAGGUGCAAAUAUCGUGUCGUGUUUUUGUUUGUACGCAAUUAUGUUGAAGCGUUCGCUAAAGCUUCUAAUUGCAAUUUUUUUGAGUUUAAUGUUCACCAUCUCAUUAGUUAAGAUUGUGUUAUUGAUUUGGUCAUCGUAUCCCGGCGAACACAGCGAGCCCAGCGUCGACGAGUGGCUGGAAUCGGAAAAUUUGGCUGCAUAUAAAAAGCUAUUCCGCGAUAAAGGCAUCUCAUCGCUAUCCAGCUGCGGAGAUCCGGAACGUCUGCCCGAACUGCCGCCGGGUGACGAGCAGCGUCUACAACGCGCAGCUCUACAUUUGCAACAGAAGCUGAUACUUCGUGAGUGGCUGCGGGACCAUCGACUGCAGCACCAUUAUCAACGUCUGUUGGCGGUUGAGGUUGCCUCUCUGGAAGACGUUUACUGGUUGGAGGAUUCGCGUGCUAGCAAAAUACUUGGCAAGGAUUGGCAAAUUUGGUCGGCGGCCCGCCAAAAUCUGCCCACAUCGAAGGCGCAGCUGGACGCGCUCAAGGCGCAGCUGUGGUCGACGGUUGUCAAGUCGAGUCAGCAUCAGGACGCGUGGACAUGGGGUGGCAUGCUGGUGGUCAGCGUCAGUGUCGCCGGACUGGUCACCCUCGCCGCCAUGACGCAGCCCUCGCUGGCGCCCGAGGCGCGUCACUCUCUGCUACAGUAUGUGACUGGAAAAUAUUUGCUACCUGCAAAUUGUAAGGUGCAGUGGGACUGGAAGGAUCCCGCCCAGGUCGGCGGCACCAUGUGCUUUGUGGUGCGCUUCUUUCAACGCAAUGGACAGCCUUACCCCAUCUGUGAUACGGAUCAGUUUUUCGUCGAGGUCACGGAGGGCACCCGGAAGGUGGUCACCAUCAGCGAGCUAGGCUCCUCCACAGACCCGAAUAAUGCAAACAUUGCCAAAGUCAAGUUCACGGUGCGCACUGCGGGCCAGUAUAAGAUCUCGGUGCUGAUCGGCGCCAGUCACAUCGCCGGUUCACCUUUUGUCAAGAAUUUCCUGCCCGGACCCAUAGAUGCUCGUCGUUCGCGCUUCAUAAGACCUGCUAGCACAGUCAUUUGCUGCGCCGGCUCACCCACUCUGAUGCACAUUGAGCCACGCGAUGAAUUUGGAAACGCGUGCCUGUUCGAGCAGAGUGACGACGCCCUCCAGGGCUAUCAGGUGGCAAUAUACGAUCUGCAUGGCGUCGCCGUCGAGAAGCUGCAUCAUGCGAUAGCCUUUAACUACGACCGUGUUAAUUCUCGGGUUUCUGUUACGGCGCUCUUCCCGGAACCCUCGUGUCUGCGGGCUGUCAUCAGUUACUUGGAGCAGAAGCUGCCCAAUGGCGACUUUGACAUAAUUGUGCUGAGCAGCAGCGACACGACUCUGGUGCACAAGAACAUAGCCUCUCGCAAACACAAUAUUUGCUACGAGGCGAAAUUGCUGAGCAUUUACGGGGCGGCUAAGAGCAAGCCUCGCAAGGUGCUCUGCUAUGUGGGGCCAAAACAGAAUUCAUUGAUCUUUCAGGUGACCAUAAAGGAAAUGAUAUUGAAGUUCAUACCCAAACGCAUUGCCACCUUUCGGCUGUGUCCGUCGACCAAGUUCCACUUUUUGCCACAGUUGGUGACUCAGCUGCACGGCCCGGUCUUCAUCAUAGACGAUGGAGCCCAGCCUCGUAUUGAACUGGCCUCCAGGGAUCGCAACAUCAUUGCCGCCACUUUCACGCACUUUCUGCUCAAGAACAUUGGUGGCUCGGAGACCUUUAAGGAUAAGCAGGACUUUUUCUAUCACGAAGUACGCAAGUUCCAUGCUAGUUACUAUCACGAGAAGAUGACGUUGAAGGUGCAGCGGGAAAAGAUAUUGGAGAGCAGCAUGAAGGCCACCAAGGGCUACUCCGUGUCGGAUUGGUGCGGCAAUUUCGAGGUGACCUUUCAGGGCGAGCAGGGCAUCGAUUGGGGUGGUCUUAGGCGCGAGUGGUUCGAGUUGGUGUGCAGCGCCCUCUUCGACGCACGCAGCGGCCUCUUCUGCACCUUCCAUGACAAGCAUCAGGCACUGGUUCAUCCCAAUCCCACGAGGCCGCCGCACCUGAAGCUCAAAUAUUUUGAGUUUGCCGGCAAAAUGGUGGGGAAAUGUCUGUUCGAGAGCGCUCUGGGUGGCACCUAUCGGCAGCUGGUACGGGCUCGUUUCAGUCGCUCCUUUCUGGCUCAGCUGAUUGGACUUAGAGUGCACUAUAAGUAUUUUGAGCAAGACGAUCCCGACUUGUAUUUGUCCAAAAUCAAGUACAUCUUAGACACUGAUUUGGAUGCCACAGAUACGCUCGAGCUGUAUUUUGUGGAGGAGGUUUACGAUGCCAGUGGGCAGCUGAGCAAGACCAUCGAGCUCAUACCGAAUGGCGCCAAGACUCGCGUGACGAAUGCCAGCAAGAACCAAUACCUGGAUGCUUUGGCACAACAACGCCUUUGCAACAGUGUGAAGGACGAAGUAGAUAGUUUCUUGAAGGGGCUGAAUGCCAUCAUACCCGAUAACUUGCUAAGCAUUUUCGACGAGAACGAACUGGAGUUACUGAUGUGUGGCACUGGCGAGUAUUCAAUAACCGACUUCAAAUCCCAUCACAUUGCCAACGGUAAUUCGGCGGAGUUUCGUCGCGUUCUGGCCUGGUUCUGGGCGGGCGUCAGCAAUUUUAGUCAAACCGAAAUGGCGCGUCUGCUGCAAUUCACCACAGGUUGUUCACAGCUGCCGCCCGGCGGCUUCCAGGAGCUUAAUCCGCAAUUUCAAAUAACGGCUGCGCCCACUUUUGGCAACUUGCCCACAGCGCAUACAUGCUUCAAUCAACUUUGCCUGCCCGACUACGAGAGCUAUGAGCAGUUCGAAAAGUCUCUGCUUUUAGCCAUCAGCGAGGGAAGCGAGGGAUUUGGCAUGGUUUAAAGGAUCUAAUUGUCUCCUGGCAUCUCUGACUCUCUACGGCUGAUGUUUUUUCUAGCGUCUACUACUGUGUUCCUGCGCUUUAUAGUACUUAUAUAAGUAGUAUACAUAUGUAAUGCAUAUUUACUAAGUAUAGUAGUUUGUAAAGCCGCGUAGUGAUAUAGAUAUUGAUUUUUGAUCGGGCAAAAAAAAAAAAACACAACAAAAAAGCACAUUAAUGUGCCAGUCUGUCAACGCUUUUUCGUUGCUUUAAAUGUUAUUAUUGUUGUGGCUUUUUGUGCAAACACUUUGAAGCAAUAAUUAAAUAGGAAUAAUGUUAAACACUAAAGAGCAUAGUUUUAAAUCGCGUAAAAAUGAAAAUGAAUAUAUCAUCAUCAAAAAGAAUGUGAUAUUUGUAUUAUAAAGUAAUGCAACUUAAUGAUAAAGAUCUUUAUAAAAUUAUCUCAAGUAUCGUCCCCUAAAACAACUCCAAAUGCUAAAGAGGGCAAUAAACCAAAUGUUUGUAUUUGUAUAGUAUAGUAUUGAAUACACAAGGAUCGUAAAGCAUUCCCAAUAAACCCCUGAAUAAGCAAUUUAUUGAAAGAUUAAAGCAAUGUUAAUAUGCAUUUUAAACAAAGCGGCCGUUAUUAAGGCACAAACUAAAUAGUAAUCUCUAAAAUUACGCUCCUAAACUAUUUGUAUAAGCAAUAUUUAAAAUUAAAAGACAAAUAAUUAAACCAUGA